GGGUUUCAGCGAGAUCUCAGCUCGAACCUCGACGUUCGACAGCCGUCUCCCGAUUUUUCUAGUUUUGUAUAUUUCGCAUUCGUUACGGGGUAAAUCUGCUAUUUUAACUUGACUUCCAGACGUGGGGAAGCAGCCGCUGUCCGAUGGCUACUGGUGACGAUGUUCUGCUUCCGGAGGAUAGCAGUCUCCAUGUUCUGUUGCAAUCGUUUGCAAUGAUAAUUGUCUCGGAGAUCGGUGACAAGACGUUCCUUAUUGCGGCAAUACUUGCAAUGCGACAUCCGCGAGCGGUGGUCUUUGCAGGCGCGUUUGGCUCUCUUGUAGUCAUGUCCAUCCUUUCUGCAGAGCUGGGAAAUAUCUUGCCAACUCUAUUACCCAAGCGCUGGACGCAAGCACUGGCAGCCGUUCUUUUUCUAGUCUUUGGAGUCAAGAUGUUGCAGGAAGGCCGGGAGAUGGCGGCGGGUAAUGACAAGAUUCAAGAAGAGAUGAAAGAGGCUGAGGAAGAGAUCGAGGGUGACGAAGCGGAACAUGACUCAAUACCACUAGAAGCGUUGGAGGAAGGAGUUGAAAGUAAUGGCCGUGCAGGACAUGCCAGAACCCGAUCGCAAUCGCGGGAUGCAACGAAGACAUUGGCAGAAGGUGCCAGAAAUUUCUUUAGUCUCCUUCUCGGGCCAGUCUUUGUUCAGGCUUUCGUUCUUACAUUCCUGGGAGAGUGGGGUGACCGAAGUCAAAUAGCUACCAUAGCUCUAGGCGCAGCACAUAACGUCUACAUAGUAGCAUUUGGCACCAUUGUGGGUCAUGCAUGUUGUACUGCGUUGGCAGUUAUCGGUGGACGCUGGGUUUCGACGAAAAUUUCCGUCAAACACGUGACCCUCGCGGGCAGUGCUUUAUUCCUGUUGUUUGGUGUGAUAUACUUGUAUGAGGCAUUCAUCUCCAUGGAUAUAGACACGACAGACUUUUCGUACGCUCCAUGAACACUAUACCCAUGAUUGAUGUGUACGCUAUUCCAGGAUAAUUCUUGCCUUGUGUCCCCGUGCAGAAGUCCGGGCAUAGACUAAUAUAGGAUUCUCUUUUGUAUUACAGCUUUCGCCAACAUUCAUUCACUACUUGUAGAGGUUCAUGCCAGGGAUUCCCAGACCCUAUUGGUUGCGUUGAUUAUUGCGAUUCUGUUGCCUAGUGUCGCAAAAUCUAAGGAAGAUUCAAAGCG
Somion occarium is the source of this 1204-nucleotide messenger RNA. The record is from the annotation of a GenBank genome assembly. NCBI's taxonomy places the organism in Eukaryota, Fungi, Basidiomycota, Agaricomycetes, Polyporales, Cerrenaceae.